This is a messenger RNA of Habropoda laboriosa, 1323 nucleotides long. It is a transcript of the gene Zmynd10, whose product is annotated as zinc finger MYND domain-containing protein 10. The record is from RefSeq and is a predicted model, not a curated record. Gene Ontology annotation, cellular component: centriolar satellite; cytoplasm. Lineage: Eukaryota; Metazoa; Arthropoda; Insecta; Hymenoptera; Apidae. Gene Ontology annotation, biological process: outer dynein arm assembly; inner dynein arm assembly; motile cilium assembly.
AUGUCAAAUCGCGUAGAAUAUAUAAUUUCACCGUUUGAAAGUGAAUCAUACAUAGAAAAUUUACAAAUUUCCGAGCGAUUUCAUAAAAAAUUAGUAUUAUUAAAUCAACAAAGCGUUUUAGAAAUUAGCGCUUUGCGAGAAGAAAGUAUUAAAGAAUGGUUUGUUUCCUUUAAAAAGAUUCCAAUUCUUAUAUAUGAAGCCAUACAAAUUGAUGUAUGGAAACAUAAAGUAUUUCCACUGUUAAUAGAAAUGAACGCAGAACCGAAAAAUACAUUCAUGCUUUUCAUUAUAUUUUAUCAUGAGGACAUUGCUAUUUCAUUAUUAGAAAAUGUAUUAUUUCAUUCUGAAAGUGCAGAAACUAUGAACGAUUCCGUUCUCGAUCUUGUUGAUUACGCUGUUAAAUAUGCUUCUUUCCUUUUUGAUGCACCAGACAUUGAAAUUUAUGAAAAUGUAACAAAUCCAAAUUCAUGUCUUGAAGAAAUAUUUGAAAAAAAGAAAGAAAUUGAAUUUGAUAUCAGCAUGAGAUGUAUUUCGAUUCUCCGUUAUUUGGCCGAAUUUGCGGACAAUUUACCGCUGUCUGUAUUGUCGCGGUUGUUAUCUACGCAUGACGUACCCUACUUGCUUGUUCAACUCAUUGAAAAACAACCAUGGAAGAAAGAAAAUACAGAAGGGGAAAAUAUGAUAUACAAUGGUAGUUGGAAGAAAGUAAAGCCAAGUGAAGAAGGAAAAAUUUGUAAAAUAGAAGGACAAGUUUGGUUUGGUUUACGAGAAUUACUUCUCAAUUCAAAAAGUGCACCAUACUAUGAAGUUACUGAACAUAGACUUUCUCAAUUAAUAAAGUUGCAGAAAUAUUUGCACGAAGAUAUGCUGGAUCAAAUUUCUCCUCUGAUAGAUUUAAAAAGGUGGUUAAGUUAUUUAAGUGUGUCAGCAUCUCAAACUAGAGCACCUCGAGCAGUAAAUGUGGAACUUAUACCACAGAUAAAAUCAUCAAUAAUGGAAAGGUACCACAAAAAGUGGAAAAAAUUAGCAAAACAUCAGUCAAAGUUUAUAUACACAACAGAUGUAGAAUAUAUUAAAAAUGCAGCUCAAAUUUUAAGUGAUGCAUAUGAUCUGGAUAAAUUAGAUUGUAUUGAUGUUAAAGAAUGCUUUUUAUGUCAUGAAGAUGCAAAAAACCGUUGUUCUAAAUGCAAAGAAGCUUGGUACUGUGGAAGGGAGUGUCAAGUAAAAGACUGGACAAAGCAUAAGAGUAUUUGUGACAAACUAACAAAAAAUCUAGAAUGUGAACAAAAAGAACAAUUUAAAAAAUACAAUGUAAAAACGUAA